UUUUAGGUCUCUCGGCUGCAGUUUUCGUAAUUAAAGAAAGUUUAAAAAAAAGCAAAUAGCCGAGACAAAUAAUUUGUGAAAGUUCCGCAUAAGUACGAAAUUUCGGUUAUUGCAAAAAUGGAAUAAAAUCAUUUUAAUAAAUUAAAUCAAUAACUAAAUUCUUGGAAUUUGAAUGACCAUUAUUAGCCUUAUAAAUUAACGGCUUAUAAUGGAUCCCCUUAGUGUUGGAGCAUCGCAACUGCAACUACAAAUUCGCAGUGAAGAUGAAAAUUGUAACGAUAAAAAUACGAAACAAGAUGAUGCAUUUCGAGAAGUUAUUACAAGUUGUCGAUCUCUUAGCAGUUUUGAAACAUCUUGUCUCAAAACAGCAAUGCCUCAAAUCGGAGUUUCAAUUUGCAGUGCAAGCUUCCAUAUUGUGGUUGGUGUUGCACUUUCAUAUUCCGCCGUACUUGUGCCUCAACUUGAAGCUGAAGAUAGUGGAAUUCCAGUAACAAAAUUUCUUACAAGUCUCGUUGCUUCGAUCAUUACUUUAAUGGUGCCAGUAGGUGCAAUUAUUGCUGGUUACAUGAUGGACAGUUUGGGACGGAUCAACACGAUUAAAGUAGCAGCGAUUCCAGCAAUUCUCGGACUCCUUUUAAUUGCAACAGCAACAAAUGUUUACUUUAUACUCGCUGGUCGAAUUUUUACUGGCGUUGCUUGUGCAAUGGGAACAUCGCCAGCUAUCGUCUACAUUACAGAAGUGGCUCGAGCUGAUCUUCGAGGAUCAUUAAUCUCAUCAGGUCCAACACUUGCAUCAUUCGGAAUGGUUUUGACAUACAUCGCUGGUGCUUUUCUAAACUGGAGAACUGUUGCAUGGCUUGGAAUCUUAUUCACAAUCUUUCCCAUAAUUCUUAUUUGGAUUUAUGUUCCCGAAUCACCAGUUUACCUGGUAACACAUGGUCGCAUUGAAGAUGCUGCCAAAUCUCUUCAAUUUCUCUACAAGAAAUAUCCUCCACCUGAGAACUCACUUGAAUCUCUUGCUGACAUGCAUUUAAGAGUUUUGAUGAGGGACAAUGAAAAACGACUCAAUAAAAACAUGUUGAAUGUCAAUAGCAAAGGAAAACAGAAAUCAAAAUGGGCUGGAUUUGCAAAGCCGACAGGUUAUAAACCUUUGACAAUUCUCUUCUUUUUCUUCUUGAUUCAACAGUUUAGUGGAAUUUACAUCACGUUGUUCUUCUCAGUGACAUUCUUACAGGAUGUUGGCGCUGACGGAAUUGAUCCAUUUGUUGCGUCAAUUUUUCUUGGCGUUGUACGUUUCGUCAUGUCGUGCUUAAACGCAUGGCUGUUGAAAAGAUUUAAGCGUCGUUUCCUUGUUAUGUUAUCAUCAUUUCUGAUGGCUGCAUUGAUGUUUAUAUCUGGAACGGUGACUAUUUGGAUUCAGAACGGUGCCACAGAGCUUAAAUGGGUGCCAGUCGUCUGUCUUCUACUUUAUGUCUGUGCAAGUAUGAUUGGAUUGCUUAUGAUUCCUUGGACAAUGACAGCAGAACUUUUUCCAAAUGAAAUUCGUGGCCUUGGUCACUCCUUAAGCUUCUCAAUUGCAAAUGUUAUCAUGUUUUUCGCGGUACAAAGCUAUCGAACGUUACUCGAUGUUCUUGGUGGUUCACAUGCUGUUCAAUGGUUCUUUGCAUUGAUUUCAAUUAUUGGAUUCUUUUUCGGACUCUUCUUUCUUCCUGAAACUCAUGGCAAAAAGCUUUCAGAGAUUGAAGCUUAUUUCGAGAAGAAAUCUUCAUCUAAAAAGAGUCGAGUGGUUGCAAGUGAUAUUUAUAAUGUUUCAACAAACGCCAAAGAAAUUGAACAAAUGCUUACAAAGAAAGAAAAUGCUUAACUCAAGUGGCUUAAUCACAUGAUUAUUAUCAACAUUCACUUGAAUAUUUUCUGUAGGAUCAUAAACAGUGAUUAAUUUUUUUAAAUGAACAACAAUCUUCAAGUGUACUUAAAAAAGAUUUUAAUUUGAAGUAUCUGACUUAAGUGUCUCAAAUAUUCAGUACAACUAUGAGAAUGAUAUGAUCAAAAGUAAAAGUAUUUAUAACUAUCUAAAAUAAAGUAUUUAAUUAUAUUUUUUGUUCCUUAAUAGCUUAAAGAUUAUAAAUAUUUAUAAACAGAUUAAAUAAAUCUAUUCGCUUCAUGAAAAUAUAUUUUGUUUGUUUUUCUAGUGUUUAUUGUUAUGCACGUUUUGCUGAAAGA
Molecule: messenger RNA, 2223 nt
Organism: Clunio marinus
Lineage: Eukaryota; Metazoa; Arthropoda; Insecta; Diptera; Chironomidae
Source: the annotation of a GenBank genome assembly